This is a messenger RNA of Zingiber officinale, 3034 nucleotides long. RefSeq lists its product as uncharacterized. NCBI's taxonomy places the organism in Eukaryota, Viridiplantae, Streptophyta, Magnoliopsida, Zingiberales, Zingiberaceae. Bases 476 to 2644 code for a protein of 722 amino acids. The record is from RefSeq and is a predicted model, not a curated record. The transcript has 3 exons.
UGAAAAAAUAAAAGAAAAAAUAUAUAAAGUAAAAAAAAUAUUUGAGGGCACAUAUGAAGUCAGGAUAAAUAGAGGAGCACACAGGAACCGGUUUCAUCCAAUUCGGAGGUGUCUAGGUCGGUCAUCCGUGAUUUUAAGAAUUGGAAGGGUUUCCAACGAAUCUGAAAUUCGUUGGAGAUUUCCAACAAAAUGGCAGAUUCGUUGGAAACAUUUCCAACGAAUCUGCCAAUUCGUUGGAAAUCUCCAACGAAUUGUGGAUUCGUUGCGAAUAUCCAACAAAUAAUAUUUUUGAUGGAAAUUUGUUGGAAGGUCCCUAAUUACAUAUCCUUACCCGGCCCGAUUUCUUCUCCUCACAUCUUCUCUUGACCUAAUUUUGCUUACGGCGGCUGCGGCAAUUUUUUCACCUUCUCUGGACUGGUUUGGAUUUGACGUGGCUGGGAGAGACUUUCGGUUUUAUUUACCUUUGUUAGGCAACAUGCAGAAUGAAAGAAGUUGGAUGUAUAAUAAAAAUUUACCUGACCGUGGGGGUUUAACUGAUGAGUUUAUUACUGGGUUGAGACAGUUUUUAAAUUUUGCAUCUAGUAAUGUUGAGUUUAUGGAUGGUAAUCAGAUACGAUGUCCAUGCAGAAAGUGUCAUAAUGGAAAAUUUUUACCAUCUAAUAAAGUUUCAGAGCAUCUUUGUAGAUUUGGUUUUACUCCGAAUUACUAUAAUUGGACAUGUCAUGGUGAACCAUUCAUAUCUGAUGAGGAUUGUUAUGGACACAACAUACAAGUCUCUAGGGAUCAAAGUUAUUAUAAUCAAUUAAAUCCAUAUCAAAGAAUGAUAUUUGAUGCAGCGGCUCCGAAUUUAAUUCCUGAACCACAUGGUGCCAGUUCUAGCUGCCCUCCAACAGUUGAGCAAAUGUUUACAACAUAUGCAUCACCAUUAGAAGAGGUACAAGUGCCAGGUGUUGAUGAAAUUGUGAAUAAUGAAACAUAUCUUAAAUUUCAGGAAGUGUUAAGUGCUGCAGAUGAACCUUUAUGGACUGGUUGUGACAAGCAUACUAAAUUAUCAUUCACUGCAAGACUGUUGAAUAUCAAGGCAGAGUCUAAUUUGUCGGAAGAUAAUUUCAAUAAGGUUGUUCAAGCUAUUGAAGAGGCAUUGCCCCAAGAUAAUAUACUGCCUAAUGAUUUUUACAGUAUGAAAAAACUUACGAAAGAAUUAGGUCUUCCGGUGGAAAGAAUUGACGUUUGCAGAGACGGUUGUAUGCUAUAUUGGGGAGAUGAUGCAGAUGCAAAUGUUUGUAGAUUCUGUAAUCAAGAUAGGUACAAGAUCUCUAGGAGUCAACAACGACGUAAAUCAUACAGUCAGUUAUUUUAUUUGCCAUUAACUCCUAGGUUACAAAGACUUUAUGCAUCAAAGACCACUGCUCAACACAUGACUUGGCAUGCAAAUCAUCGAACAGAGGAGGGAUUAAUGUGUCAUCCAUCAGAUGCAGAGGCAUGGAAAAAUUUUGAUAGAACAUAUCCUGAAUUUGCGAAGGAGACUCGAAACAUUCGGUUAGGUCUUUGUGCUGAUGGUUUUGCUCCAUUUAGUAAAUCAGGAAGACAGUAUUCUUGUUGGCCAGUUAUAUUAACUCCAUAUAAUCUUCCACCUGGGAUGUGCAUGAAAACACCGUAUAUGUUUUUAACAUUAGUUGUGCCUGGCCCGCAAAAUCCAAAGAAGUUAAUAGAUGUUUAUAUGCAACCACUGAUUGCAGAGCUAAAACAACUAUGGGAUGAAGGGUUUCCUACAUAUGACGUCCAUACUAAUCAGAUGUUUGUUAUGAAGGCUGCUCUUCUUUGGACCAUUAAUGACUUUCCAGCUUAUGGAAUGCUAUCUGGUUGGAGUACUGCGGGAAUCUUAGGUUGCCCAAUAUGUAUGGAGAGAUCAAAGUCGAUCAGAUUGAAAUAUGGAAGAAAGCCGAGUUAUUUUGAUUGUCAUAGGCAAUUUUUACCAUUAAAUCAUAAUUUCAGAAGGAAUAAAGAUGAGUUCACUAGGAAUAGAAUUGAAAGAACACCUCCGCCAUUAAGAUUGACAGGUCAAGAUAUUUGGUAUAGAGUGUGUCACUUUCCAUCUGUUAUUGAAGAACCACAUGGUACAACAUAUGAAUAUGGAAGCACUCAUAAAUGGACUAAGCGGAGUAUAUUUUGGGAUUUACCUUAUUGGUAUAGUAAUUUAAUUCAUCAUAAUCUGGAUGUAAUGCAUAUUGAGAAAAAUGUUUUUGAUAAUCUCAUAAAUACAGUGAUGGAUAUUACCGGAAAAACAAAAGAUAAUUUGAAUGCAAGAAAAGAUAUGCGACUAAUUUGUAAACGACCCACUCUUGAUGUGGAUGAAAGUAGUAGGGGACCAAAGCCAAAGGCAAUUUAUACAUUGAAUAAAGAACAGAGACGUGUUGUUUGUGAAUGGUUGAAAUCAUUGAGAUUUCCUGAUGGGUAUGUCUCUAAUCUUGGGAGAUGCGUCGAUAUGAAGGAAUUCAAAUUGAUUGGUUUGAAAAGUCACGAUUGUCAUAUAUUUAUGGAAAGACUUAUUCCAAUUGCUUUUAAGGAACUCUUACCAAAUUUUGUAUGGGGUACAAUUACGGAGUUAAGCAUUUCCUUCAUGAUAUUUCCUCAACAGUUUUGAGAUAUUCACAGAUGGAGAAGUUAGAAAGAGACAUUCCAAUUAUUUUGUGUAAUUUAGAAAGAAUCUUUCCACCUUCAUUUUUUGAUUCAAUGGAACAUCUUUUGGUUCACUUGCCAUACGAGGCCAAAGUUGGAGGACCAGUCCAUUUUCGAUGGAUGUAUCCAUUUGAAAGGUAUAUUUUGUUUUAUCUUAUAUACUUCGUUAUUAAUGCAUUGUAAAUUUAUAACUUUUUUAUAUAUAUUCCUCUAAUACAAAUUGUUAUAUUUCAAUCAGAUUUUUAUAUCAUUUGAAGAAAAAAGUAAAAAAUAAGGCACAUGUUGAAGCCUCUAUUGUUAAUGCAUACAUUGUGGAGGAAGUAACAACUUUUGCAUCGUAUUAUUUUGAGCCUCA